AAUCGCUCUCGCGGUACUUUGACGUCAUCCGCCUGUCGUUUUUGUGGCGCCGCAUUCGUGCUGCAUAUCUAACAAAUUUCUCCCCGAGACCUGAGUUUGCCGCAGCGCCUGUUCGACUAGCAACUGAAGACAUCACUGGAGAUGUCUGCGCUCCGGUGGCUUGCGGUGGCUUCAUCAUCAGCACCACAAGAGCAGCAGAGUUGUUGGCAACCUUCAGAAAUCGACUGAAGACACAUCACUUUCAUUUACACCUGACCUUGCAUUGCUACCACUUACUUUUUCUCUUAUUCUGUUCUUUCAUAAUGUUUCCUUUAUAUAAAAAAUAACCACGCCUCAUGUACUGUGUUAGGUUGCCCGAGACAAGAUUCAGAGCAAUUAUGUACUGCUGCCCUUUUGUUGAUGUGAUUGCUUCCACCUCAUUUGUAAAUCGCUUUGGAUUAAACCGUCUGCUAAAUGUAAAUGUACUUAUUACUACCAGCCAAAGGGGUCCAAAAAAACCCGCUGCGGUUAGCCGGCCAUUCUUUGGCCGGCUAAUCGCACGGGUUUUUUUGGCGCUCUACAGAUUGGUCCUGUUUUUUUGGGGCUGCCCGGACCGUAGCGGUGAACCGGAGGAACCGGAGGUUCACCGCGGACAAAACAGCAGGCGUCCUCGGAUGCCAGCUGUGGAGUCCGCGGGGAUGCCGGUUCACCUUAUUUCGGAUUUCACCGCCAUGGAGACCUUCACCAGCAGCUUGCUGAGUUUCCCAGAAGUGACGAUAGACGCUCUGGGAGAGGAUGAAGUUACGCUUGACUCCGUACUGCAUGGAAGAUUUACUGUUGGAAAGAGUGGACUGGCCUGGCUUGCUUGCGGGCCCCAGUUGGAGGUGGUCCAUGCAGUUACUGGCGAGCGUGUCUCCGCUUACCGCUUCAGCGGGGUGUCCGAGCAUCCGCCCACGGUGUUGGCCGUGCGGGAUUUCUGUUGGCUAAAGCGAACAGGGCUUCUCGUGGGUCUGGAGGAAGGUGAAGGCAGUAUGUUGUGCCUUUAUGAUCUUGCCAUCUCCCGUGUUGUCAAGGCUGUGGUCAUACCUGGCAAGAUAACAGCCAUUGAGCCCUUGGUUAGCUAUGGAGGGGCCAGUGCCAGCACACAGCAUCUGCAUCAGAGUCUACGUUGGUUCUUUGGAGUUGCUGCUGUGGUAACAGAUGUCGGUCACGUUUUGCUGGUUGACCUCUGUCUGGAUGACCUGUCUUGCAGGCAGAGUGAACUGGAAGCCUCAGAUUUGGAAGUGGUCUCUCCCUCUGAGAUCCCACGCUUUAGAGAGGGUGCGAUUCAGCAGGGCAGACACCUGUGCCUGCAGCUCAGCAGCCCCACAGAUACAGGGGUAACAGCGCUGCAGUAUAUACAGCGACUUGCUGUAGGCUUUGCUGAUGGCUACCUGCAGCUCUGGAACAUGAAGACCCUCAAAAAAGAAUAUCACUCACGGCUAGAGGGUGGCAGAGUGCCCGUCUACGCGUUCACGUUCCAGGAACCAGAGAAUGAUCCCCGAAACUGCUGCUAUUUGUGGGCCGUGCAGUCUGCACAGGAUCAUGAGGGGGAUGUGGUUAGCCUUCAUUUAUUACAGCUGGCCUUUGGAGAGAGAAAGUGUUUGGCUUCAGGGAAAAUUAUCUAUGAGGGUCUAGAGUAUUGUGAUGAGCGAUAUAGUCAGGACCUGAAUGGCACGGCGUUCCCACUCAGGGCUCAAGCUACUAAUACUCGUUUGAUCGGCUGCCAGACUAUAGAGAAGUUUCGUCACCAUCCUGAUCGCGAUAACAGCAUGAAUGAAGCGGCAUCUCCGGAUACAAGCGUAUCAAUUUUUAGCUGGCAAGUCAAGCCUUACGGACAAAGCCAGCCAUCUACCUUCAUUGGUGUUUUUGAUAUUAACAGAUGGUACCAUGCUCAGAUGCCAGACUCACUAAGAACGGGUACAUCUUUGAGAAAUUGUCCUUAUCUGGCAGUGUGGUCUCUUGACUCUGUGGUAGAGAUGACUGCUUCCUGUCCUCUGAUGGACCUUAUUGUUCAUGAACGCAGUCUAAGUAGGGGCCUGCCUUACACCUGCCCCCCACCAGAGCAGUUCUUUAAUCCCACAACCUACAACUUUGAUGGAAGUUGUUUGCUUAAUACUGGAAUUGUGCACUUUACUUGCUCUGGUCAUCAAAAAGAGACUCUGAGCUACUUGAAGAAACUGGCUCCAAGUUUGGGCGACAGCAUUACUAAUGGAUACUCGCGCUGCCUUAUGUCUGGUCUCCUGUCCUCUCGUCUUGCUGAUGUCCAGCCCUCUAGCCUCUCACAGGAAGAGCAACUUCAUGCCAUCUUAUGCACUGCUGUAGAGACGAGCUCCUUGGGAUUCAUCACUGGCUGUAUUAAACAGUGGACCACUGAGGAGCAAGCGGGGGCAGCCGUGAAUUUGCGCUAUAUACUGGAGUGGGCCUGGAACAAGUAUGUGCGCACCAAAGAAGAGCUGGAUGAAAUAUGUGCUCCACUCUUUGACAGCUUCACAAAUUUCACAGAUCCACAAACACUUCAGCUCCUACAGCACAGUCAACGCUUGCUGGCAAACCUCAGCACCAUCUUCCAUUGUUUGCUUAAUGAUGCACAGGAGCUCACACAGAAAGGGUUGGUUGGACUCAUGAACAAAUACAUGGUGUCCAGUUUGAUUAGUCAGUAUGCUCAGGUGGUUCUGUGGUUCUGCCGUACCGGCCUCCUUCCAGAGGGCACUGAUGAUGAUGUCCUGCAAAUAUCAAGGCCCUUUUACAGUCAUUCUAUUAUAAAGAACUACUACGUUAGCCAAAGGGAAGAGCUGCAGAGACUGGCCAAGGAUAAGUGGUGUGCGGACUGCCUAAUGAUUGACGGUCUGGUAACGCAGUGUGGGGAGCGUCUUGUUGAACUCUGGAGAAGGGAUGAAGGUGGAACUGGACAGUAUCCUCCCCCGACACUUCAUGCAUUGCUUGAUAUAUAUCAGCUGGAAAACGUUGAGGAAUCUGCCAAACAUGCUAUUGUUAUUUAUUUCCUACUGGAUUUGGACCACUUUUUAUUGGGAAGUAGUGAGUCUUUUCCCACCGCAUUUGGUAUUCCCAUUGGUUUAGUCAAACUGGUACAAGGCCUGUGGUUGCUAGAUCAUCAUGAUCAUGAGAGCGCUCUGGAGCUGCUCUUGCAUCCAGCCACCAGUCACUCACUUUGGAGCUGGCAACAUGAGCGUGUCCUGCAAGCUUUGAUGUGUCAGCAGAAGCACACUCUUGCUCUACGCUACUUGCAUGUGAUGAAGCCUCCACUGUGCACUACCAGCCAAGCCAAGCUUUCCCUUUCAGUCCUGCUCCAUAACAGGUGUAUUGUGGAGGCAUGGGCGUUGUUAAGGCAGCGCUGUAAUAAGUUAAACAUGGAAGAGCUGAUGAAGUUUCUCUUUGAUACAUGCCAGGAGCUAGGUCUGAUGAAAGAGCUACUGAAUCUGCUACUCGGCAUGGCAGAACAGGAGUGUUUGGAACGAUUCCUUAAAAACUCUGGAGGUUUCCAGAGUCUAGAGCUGCUAAUGGUCCACUACAUCCAGCAGGCCAAUUAUGUUUCUGCCCUUAAAGUCAACCAGACCCUCAUAAUGAACCUUGGAGUAUGUUUGGAUCCACGCCCCAGAGAGUCAGAGUAUCUUCCCUCGCCAAAUCUACCAGAGCCCUUUGUGGAACCAGUGGAACAAGAACCAUAUAUUGAGCCAUCUGUUGAAUCGGAACUUCCGGUGAAAGAGUUGGUGGGCCAUGAACCUGUUGCUGAUGCCGCUGUUUAUACAGACAUUAUUGAUGAACCUAAGAACAGUGAGGGGGAAUCUAUGGAAACAUCAGAGGCACAAAAGACCCCACAGAAAACCACGCGUAGAAAAAAAUCUAGAAGACUUAGAGACACCAUUUAUAAAGAAGACCCACAACCACAGACUGGAGAGAGUCCCAUAAAAGCAGUAAAUGAAGAUGCAGUAAAUUCCCAUCCUAAAGAGGACAAUGGCCCGGUAGAUGAUGCAGUGGAAACUGAAGCUGUCAAACCCAAAAAGAAGAGAAAAUCUAGGUGAACUGUUUACUGAGGGACUUGAGGACCAAAAAAGAUGGCUUAGUUUUUAAAUGUUUCUACUAAUGCAAAAGUAAAUAGUCUUUUAGCGAUGCUAUAAAUAAAAUUUGAUACUUGUGAACUAUUUUGUUACUUGGUUUGUUUAUAGAACGGAUUGUGUAGGAAAUGUAAAACCGGAUCAAACAAUAACAAGGUUUAUGGGUUCCACCACUUGGAUGAUGUGGUUCACCUUGCAUUGGUUAAGUGUAACAAGAUGGUCUAUUUUAAACUGAUGGACAUUUUGCUGGACUUGGCACUUAGUCUCCUCUAUCAUGAGGUCUUAAAGGUGCAAUGUGUAAAUUUUAGUGGCAUCUAGUGGUAAGAUUGCGAAUUGCAACCAAUGGCUCAGUCCACUUCUCACCUCUUGCUUUUGAAACACAUAGAGAAGCUACGGUAGCCACCACCGGACAAACAUUUCAUCGAUGGAGACAACUUAGUAAAAAAGUUUGUCUGUUGAGGGCUUCUGUAUGCAUGGCUGCACAAAAUGGCGGCUUCCAUGUAAGGGGACCCUCUGUGUAUGUAGAUAAAACGUCUCAUUGUAAGGCAAUAAACACAUAACGGUUCAUUAUGAAAGGUCUUUAUACACCCCUGAUAAUAUAGUUUUGUAUAUUAUUUUGCAUUUCUGUCAAGAGAUCCUUCUAAAAAUUACACACUGCACCUUUAAGUUGAAGAACCCCAAGUUUGUUCAUUGCAAAUAAUGUACAUUUAUUUUUGUUCAGAUACAUCAGUUAUAUUUAAAAGAGCAUUGUGAACUCUGUUGUAAUGCAUAUUUGCUUUCAAAUACAAAUAAUUUACAUUUCUAAAGA
This is a messenger RNA of Misgurnus anguillicaudatus (oriental weatherfish), 4902 nucleotides long. Lineage: Eukaryota; Metazoa; Chordata; Actinopteri; Cypriniformes; Cobitidae. The record is from RefSeq and is a predicted model, not a curated record.